This is a messenger RNA of Rhinichthys klamathensis goyatoka, 4104 nucleotides long. It is a transcript of the gene yes1, whose product is annotated as YES proto-oncogene 1, Src family tyrosine kinase. Gene Ontology annotation, biological process: protein phosphorylation; innate immune response; cell surface receptor protein tyrosine kinase signaling pathway. Bases 403 to 2043 code for a protein of 546 amino acids. Gene Ontology annotation, cellular component: extrinsic component of cytoplasmic side of plasma membrane. The transcript is spliced from 12 exons. Lineage: Eukaryota; Metazoa; Chordata; Actinopteri; Cypriniformes; Leuciscidae. The record is from RefSeq and is a predicted model, not a curated record. Gene Ontology annotation, molecular function: non-membrane spanning protein tyrosine kinase activity; signaling receptor binding; ATP binding.
GGAGGGAGGGGGAACAUCUGCGGGAGUCCAUCCACUAUUCCUAGAGCUGUCUUUUGUCAUGUAGCAUAGCCACACAAUCUCUACCGGUUCCGGUUUAAAGGUUUUUGUUUGCCAGGACUGGUCACUGUUACUCUUUUCCUUUGACUGCAACAUAAGAACAAAACCAAGUAACGUGACUGGAUUAAUAAUAUCUAUCACGGAUUUUCCCUCUAUUGGGCACAUCAUUUAUUUAUCACGUCUCGUGAGGUGUUACAUGGCAAAGGAAUGGGACAGACUGUGAUUUUCAAGUUGAACGCAACAAUACCACUCUGAGUGCAACACCGAAACAUUUACUGGGGACAAAGCGGUCGGAAGGCGUAUGUAACCUCAAGAAAAGAGAACCAAUUCGGCAAAGGCUUGACUAUGGGCUGUGUCAAGAGUAAAGAGGACAAGGGUCCUACACAGAAGUACCGACCAGAUCCCACCAAUCCCACCCCUGGGUCACACAUGGGUCUCUAUGGACCAGACCCCACCCAGAUGGGCCAGUCACCUGCCCUGAAGGGCCCCACCAACAACUACAACAGCCGCACAACUGGGCUCACCCCAUUCGGUGGCUCCUCCUCUGUCAUCACACCCUUCGGUGGAGCCUCCUCUUCCUUCUCCACUGUUGCUGUGAGCAGCCCCUUCCCUGGUGCCGUCACAGGCGGCGUAACUUUCUUUGUGGCCUUAUAUGAUUAUGAAGCCAGGACAUCAGAUGACCUCUCCUUCAAGAAAGGCGAUAGAUUUCAGAUCAUAAACAACACAGAGGGAGACUGGUGGGAGGCUCGCUCCAUCAACACGGGGCAGAAGGGCUACAUUCCCAGUAAUUACGUGGCCCCUGCAGACUCCAUCCAAGCGGAAGAAUGGUACUUUGGAAAAAUGGGUCGUAAAGAUGCUGAGCGACUGCUACUGGUUCCUGGAAACCAGCGGGGCACAUUUUUGGUCCGAGAAAGUGAGACCACUAAAGGGGCUUACUCUCUUUCAAUACGGGACUGGGAUGAGAUGAAGGGAGACAACGUGAAACACUACAAAAUCCGAAAGCUUGACAGUGGAGGCUAUUACAUCACCACAAGAGCUCAGUUUGACACUCUACAGAAACUGGUGAAGCAUUACACAGAGCAUGCAGAUGGGUUGUGCUACCGACUGACCACAGUGUGUCCGACGGUGAAGCCCCAGACUCAGGGACUGGCAAAAGACGCAUGGGAAAUCCCACGAGACUCACUGCGUCUGGAGCUCAAGCUGGGUCAGGGCUGCUUCGGAGAGGUCUGGAUGGGUACUUGGAAUGGCACGACUAAAGUAGCUAUAAAGACUCUGAAGCCGGGCACCAUGUCUCCUGAAGCUUUCCUGCAGGAAGCCCAGAUCAUGAAGAAGCUUCGGCAUGACAAGCUGGUGCCCCUGUAUGCCGUUGUGUCCGAGGAGCCCAUUUACAUCGUCACUGAGUACAUGGCCAAAGGGAGUUUGCUGGACUUCUUGAAGGAGGGUGAGGGCAAGUACCUCAAGCUGCCCCAGCUAGUAGACAUGGCUGCCCAGAUUGCAGAUGGUAUGGCCUUCAUCGAGAGGAUGAACUACAUCCACAGAGACCUGAGGGCUGCUAACAUCCUGGUGGGAGACAAUCUGGUCUGCAAGAUUGCCGACUUUGGCCUGGCUAGACUGAUUGAAGACAAUGAAUACACUGCUAGACAAGGAGCCAAGUUUCCCAUUAAGUGGACUGCACCAGAGGCAGCGCUGUACGGCCGAUUCACCAUCAAAUCUGACGUCUGGUCCUUCGGGAUCCUGCUGACUGAGCUGGUGACCAAGGGCAGAGUGCCAUAUCCAGGCAUGGUGAACCGAGAAGUGUUGGAGCAGGUGGAGCGGGGCUACAGGAUGCCGUGUCCUCAAGGCUGCCCGGAGUCGCUACACGAAAUGAUGCGGCUCUGUUGGAAGAAAGAGCCAGAUGAGCGGCCCACCUUCGAGUACAUCCAGUCCUUCCUGGAGGACUACUUUACAGCCACUGAGCCACAGUACCAGCCCGGAGACAACCUGUAGAGACCCUCUACGGGACCCAGAGACUCACCACCACGUGCUAAUAAGCCACCAGGACGGUUCUCAAACCCAUUGUGGCACUUCCUCCCAACAGCUCCCCUGCACACUUGUCCUUACAGAGAUUUGUUUCUUUUCCCACUCAAGAAUCAAGUGUAAAAACUCUAUUAGCAGAUAAAACGCAUCUUUCACAGCAUGACCUUUGUCAUCAGGCUGUGCUUUGCCUGAGGAUGUGUGUGUGGUGGAGUUGAUGAGGGCGACGUGUGUAUGAGGGGGUUUGAAGCAGGACCACGUCAUGCUCCCAGAACUCUGCUGGGCUGAUACCCUGCAUUACAGACAGAGGGAGUUGUGAAAAAAAAAAGCGAUGAGCUUCGUGCUGAUGGCUGGUUCACAGUUGCACAAAAUCUGUUUUUUUCUUUAUUUUUUUUAUCUAUUUGUCUGUAUUCUUUUCACCUGAACACUAAAUCCUAUUGUAAAAUCAGUCUUUCUUAUUUUAGCGUUGUUCAUUUUGUCUUUUUCCCUUUUAUUUAGUUUUUUAGUAGUUUGAGUAGUUUAUUAAAAGUGACCAAUAACUGUGGUUGAAUUGGUUGAACCUAAUUGCUGGGACGGGACUGAGGAAGUUGGAGAAAGACAAAAAGAGAGAGAGACAUGAGGGCAUUAGCCGUUCUGAAUGUAUGAGAGCUUAAGUUUGCGGACGAUUGAUUAAAGGGGCAGAUUUUUUCACUAAAACACUUUUAUAGCAAAUCAUGAUUUUUUUUUUUUUUUUUAAGUAGGUUUCUUAAUUUCAGUUUCAGUCUUUAUGAGAGCUUGAAUUCAUAUCCUGGGAGAUGAUUCAUAUUGAAAAGCCUGCACAAAAACAUUUCUGAUGACCAAUCGCCAUUUCAGCCAGCUGCUAAUUGUCAAGCAAAAAGUCAUUAUUAUAAAUCUUAUUUUUGUCUUGAAUUAUUCAACAGUAAUUUAGGAGAGAAACAUUUUAUUAUCAAAACACCAGACCUGAGCAGUCCAAACAUCAUUCCUCACGCUGCUGUUGAGACCUGACAAGUCUUAAUAUCACAACAGCAAUGCCUGAGUUUCUUUUUUACACGCAUCAGCUCCGACACUGCCAGGUUUGUGUUUUUCGUGCCAACACAUUUGUAGUGCCAAACUCUUGGUACAAAUUCAUUGUUCUCUCAUGUACACUCCAAUAAAUGAACCAGAGAGAUUUAUAGAUCUUCCACAGUUUAUUUCAGACACAAAUAUUUCAGUAUAUUGCAAGAGAGCCAUGGUUUCUUCAUUCUGACAUACGAAUGUGAAUUUGCUCGAAAAAUUAUUUGAAACAGAUCCGUUUGUUUUUGACUCUUUUGCAAGUUUCUUGAACAGGAAUCAGAAUUGCAUGAAGCCUUUUUUAACUCGUUCACCGCGAUGUAUCAUGUUUGCUGCUGGUGGAGUCGUUGCAUUUCCUGUUUAAGCAUCGAUCACUGUGAAAUAUUCAGGUACUACAGAUUAAGACCAUUUACCAACCAAAGUUUGACGAAAUCACUAAAAAUAAAAAUGGUACAAGUCUAAUGGAGAGGGUAAAAUAGACAUCAGUUUUUGCACCACUAUUACAGAUUUAGUCUUAAUGUUUGAGUUUGGUCAUGUAUUUUCUGUAACGGGUUCAUUUCACCCAUGACAAGGAAUUGAAUGCACUUGAGAUGAAUCAGACGGAUAUCUUUUUGAGGGUUAAUUUGUUGAUUUCUUCUCCCCUUUGUCGUGUAGCUUUUCAUAUAUGUAGAGAGAGAGGCCUUGCUUUUGUCCUUCCUGUAUGUGAGCCCUUUGUCCUAGGGACUUUGUUGUGUCCUGUCUUUAUCCUGGACAUCACCUAAACAUCUUUCCCAUCAUCACCUCCUGUUUUACAAGGGCUACAGGCAAGUUUGAGCAAAACUCUUUUAUCAAUUUUUGUUCUUUGUGUCAGAAAAGAGAAAGUACUCUGAUAUGAGGUGAUGGUCUCCGCUGCAGAGUUUUAAUGACAUUGUUGUGAAAAUGGUUACGAUUACUAAUCUGAAGAAUUUGUACAGUAAAAAAUAAAGUUUUACGUAAUGAUUUUAA